Molecule: messenger RNA, 1916 nt
Organism: Camelina sativa (false flax)
Lineage: Eukaryota; Viridiplantae; Streptophyta; Magnoliopsida; Brassicales; Brassicaceae
Source: RefSeq, a predicted model, not a curated record
UUAUUUUAAAAUAGUAACAAUGGCUUUUGCUUUACAAAAAUGUUGCUUUUGUCUUGCCUCACAACAGCAAAAUCUACAUGGUGUCAGCCUCUGCUUCUUCUUCUUCGUCUUCUUCUAGAUGCAUCUGGUCAGAGAGAGAUAAACAAACCCUAAAUUGCGGCUGAAUCUAUUCAUCCCCCACUCUAUCACCGCUCCUGAACCCUAAAUUCUCACUUAAAUGUGUGUCUCAACUAAAUGAACUAAGCAAAAGAGAGAUUAGUGAAAAAUCUGGAUCUGUUCGAAGAAGAAACAGAGAUCGAGAGGUUCGAUGGUAAUGGCGAAUAGGCUUCCUCUUCGAGAACGGGUACGGAGGAAGCGGUGGGUUGGGUGUUUUAAAGUGUUGUCUUGUUUUGGUACGAAAAAAGGAGAGAGGCGUAUUGUGCCAGCUUCUCGAAUACCUGAAGGGAAUGUUGCAACUGGUCGUCAUCAUCAAUCAAAUCAACCUCAGUCAACGACGGGAUUGAGUAACCAAGCUACAUCAAUGCUUGCUCCACCUUCCUCUCCAGCUUCUUUCUCACAUUCUGCUGCUCCUUCGACAAUGCAAUCGCCAAAUUGCCAGCUUUCGUUAUCUGCUAACUCUCCUGGUGGUCCUUCAUCCGCAAUGUUUGCAACAGGGCCUUAUGCUCAUGAGACCCAAUUGGUUUCACCACCGGUUUUCUCGACCUAUACCACGGAGCCAUCUACUGCUCCUUUGACUCCACCUCCUGAGUUAGCACAUCAUCUCACCACUCCUUCGUCACCUGAAGUACCUUAUGCUCGGUUCUUGACUUCUUCUACUGCUGAUCUCAAGAAAACAGAGAAAGGUGUUUACGUUUCUGCCAACGAUCUUCAUGCAACAUACGCGCUGUACCCUGGCAGCCCUGCAAGCGGUCUUAGGUCACCAAUCUCAAGGACCUUGGGGGGCGAUGGUCGAUGCUCAUCUUUUCCCGAGCGUGACUUCUUACCGCAAUGGGAUCCUUUGGCUUCUCCAAGAUCAGGCAAAUGUUCAAGGAGUGACUCUACUUAUGCACAGACACCUGAGACUAACAAUACUCCAAAGGCAUCUCAAGGUUCUAAUUUCUUCUGUCCUGACACAUUUGCUCGAUACUACCUUGACCAUGAUGCUCCCUUUUCUCAAACUGGUGGAAGACUAAGUGUUUCAAAGGACUCGGAUGUUUAUCCAACUAGUGGGAAUGGUCAACGUAUUUCCAAGCAUGAUAUGGAAGAACUCGAAGCAUACAGAGCUUCCUUUGGUUUCAGUGCAGAUGAAGUCAUCGCGACAAGCCAAUAUGUGGAGAUCACACAUCUGAACGAUGGCUCCUUCACCAUGAGGCCACGUAGUGCCUUGGAUGCAACUUCACCAAACUGUAAUAUAAAGGCUGCAUCAGAAGGUGAAGGGCUUAAUUUUUAUUGCUCGGAGGCUAACUUGGACCUGCAAAAAAGUGAAGAUAAUAGAAGCAACUUACAAGAGCCCCUCGAGUUUUACAAUGCAGAUCAUAUGCAGCGGCAACUUGAGCACAUAUCGGUAUCAAGCACGCCGGGAAAUGGAGGUCAAGCAAAGACAAGCAGAAAGUACAAGAUGGGUCUGUGCAGUUCGGAUGCAGAAAUCGAUUAUAGAAGAAGUGGACGAAGCAAAGGAGAUUUUGUAUGGCAUGACUAGAAGAAACCCUUUUUACUCUUCCUUCGUUUUUUAACUAAUCUGUAAAGUUUGGUUUUGCUUUCCUCUUGCCAGAACAAAUUAAGCUUGGUUCUGUCUGUGUGGUGUUUAGUUGAUAUGCUAUAUAUUAUAAGUAUAUAUACACAUAAAGUAUACGUAUAAUGCCUAACAAAUGACUGUUUGUAUGACUUCUUCUCUUUGCUUUUGGGUAUGUUUUAUUGAUGUCUUGUUUCGGAUUGGA